AUGGAAACGCACGCCGAGGAGGCGUCGAAAGCCGUGACUUCGGCGAUACGAAGACUACAGAAUGCUUUGAAGCAGAAAGAGCCUGAAUAUGCAAGCCUUGAACCUUUACUCGAGAAAUUGAGAGUCCGCUCCGGCAAUCUCGCUCUACUUUACCUCGCUCUGGACAGAUCUGCCGAGGACGUCGAAAACAGAUUGUGGAAUUUUCACGUCGAAGUAAGUGGUAAAUUCAAGUUAUGGUUAAAGGGCUUUCGCGAGGGAGAUGGCAAGAGGAAACAUGUCGAACGACGAAAGGCCGAGAAGCUGUACGUCGAUUUUAUCAGAGCGAGCCAGCGCUAUUAUCGAGCUUACAUUGGCCGCCUGACUGCGAAUUUCUCAAACAUCCCUAAGGUCUUUGAAAUCGCUGAGAAGCUGAACCAGAAUGGCUUAACUGCGCAGUCACCAAAGGUUGCUACCGAAGAGCAAAACGUAACCUUGGAGAAAUCCUGCAAGCUCUGCAUCAUUCGCCUAGGUGAUCUUUCAAGAUGGCGCGAAACAGAAUUGCAACUGAAGGAGCGUAAUUGGGGCCCUGCUAAAGGAUACUACCAACUUGCUCUAAGCAUGGAUCCUGGUGAGGGAACCUGUUACAAUCAACUUGCUGUGAUCGCUAGAAACGACGAAGACCAUCUUGGUGCUGUAUACUAUCUAUACCGAGCUACAGCAGUCACAAACCCCUUCCCAACUGCCGCUGACAACAUCAAAGCUGAAUUCGAGAAGCUACUGACUCUGCGCACGGAGGAAUCCUAUGCCCUCAUGGACCGAUCUGGCGACGAUAUGGUCAGCUCCCUCGAAAAGCGCUUUCUCGCUUUUCACGCUCAUUCUUAUGCCCGCCCGUAUGACUUUGUGGCUUUCCAGCAAAGAGCUAAGGACAUCUUGGGCAUGAUUGCCCUGUGUUUUGCGGACCAGGAUGCACGACCUGCUGCUUUGGAUCACUUUCUUCAACGGGCUUGUCUCAUCAAUAUUGCUGCCGAAGAUCUAGCUAGGCGAGGCAUGACCAAGAACGUGCUGAUGAAGAAGUUGUCCGAGUUGAAGCUUGUGCGAGAGGCUGACAAGAACUGCCAAAGUUAUUUCUUGUUUCAACGAUUCAACCUCAUGACUUUCCGGGACCUAUUGAGUGUAUUGAAGAGAGAGCUCGGCGACCCUCCCACACCAGACCAAGAUCUAUCAGACCUGUCUCGUCUUUCUUUGGUCGUGCGUCGUGUUCUACCCCACCUUCGCCAAUACAGUAGUUGGCUCUUGAGUCACAUGCGCGAGCUGGUUGAGACCAAGUUCAAAUCAACUCGCCUGUUCUUGGAAGGGGCCAUGAGGACGUACGCAGAAACCUUGAACCUGCUGCGAAGUCAUGUCGAUGUCUUCGCUCCGUCACAGGUGGGAUAUCUCCUGGAAGAUGAUGAGAGAACUCUCUCUUUCCCUCCCUACUCGCCCAAGGUCAUUGAAUGGCGCUAUUAUGGCGUUGACAAGACCAAGGUAAAGCCAGCCCGAUUCGACACUGGUAGAGGAAAGGAGACAUCGGAGGAGUUGGCUGAGACUCACAUGCGAGCAACUGACCUAGUGGUCGAUGCGCUACGACUUGUCAAACAGCAGGACGACCUGGGUCUGAGCUUUGUACCCCUCGAGAUUGUUGAGACACAAUUCGUUGCACUACAGAUACCUGACAGUGCAGUGCCACAAGCGCCACCUUCGCCUCCGAAGCAAGUCUGGAAGAGCAGGACUCACGUGCAUACAGCUUCGAUGAAUGGCGUAGAUUCUCCUAGCCGACCAGCGUCUGCCAACCUGGCGGUACCGGUCGUUGCAAAGUUGGGAGUCGCUACACCAGAGAUACCGUCAAUCAGGGCACAGGCAAAUGGUGACCAGGAUCCCUUCAACCUGACUAGUAGCGAGACUAUGCAAACUGCCGUCGAAGAGCCGUCUGCAACUUUUGCAAGCUCCAGUAUCUUGAUGGGCACGCCAGCAGCCCCUGCCAGUGGUCAACUGACAGCCAUGGAUAUUGUACGAAGAAUGCAACAGCGUUCGUCUGGUGGAAGUCCGGUGUCCCAACGAUCUCCCGAUUCUGCUAAGAAGCACGUCCAACCAUUACUGCCAAGUGUCUACAACACACCUUUCGCGCCAACUCCCAACGAGCAGGCACAACUGUCACCACGUCUUGACACAAAUUCAAAGCGAUCAUCAUCGUUCACCUCGCCUUCGUUAACUUCAAGCGCUCUAUUUCAGGACCAAUUAGCCCAACAACAGCGCGACGUCCAGCUACAUUCGUCAUAUCAAGCACCUUUCGAACCUACACCAAGCUGGUCGACUUACGGACAGACGCCGACUGGUAUGAACACUUUUCUACGCGCAUUUGAAAACAAGCAGGAACGUACACCAUCCCCCUUCAGCACCUCGAACGAUAAUAACGGUCGAAGUCCUCAACCUCCAAGGUCUACGUCUCAGCCGCCAGCUCCUUUUGGGGUCAUUGGGCAAGCACGGCCUUUCUCGUCGGGUACACCGACAAAUGGCCAGGGCUGA
Messenger RNA from Lithohypha guttulata, 2541 nucleotides. RefSeq lists its product as uncharacterized. NCBI's taxonomy places the organism in Eukaryota, Fungi, Ascomycota, Eurotiomycetes, Chaetothyriales, Trichomeriaceae. The record is from RefSeq and is a predicted model, not a curated record. Bases 1 to 2541 code for a protein of 846 amino acids. The transcript is spliced from 3 exons. Gene Ontology annotation, molecular function: protein binding.